Paramuricea clavata is the source of this 2135-nucleotide messenger RNA. The record is from the annotation of a GenBank genome assembly. Lineage: Eukaryota; Metazoa; Cnidaria; Anthozoa; Malacalcyonacea; Plexauridae.
UUUAUAUGAUAUACUGUAGCUCUGAGUCACGUGAUACCUUCGUACAAUGGCUCUCGUUUGUUUUGAACACAAUGGCUCUCGUUUGUUUCCGUUUGUUUCCGUUUGUUUGUUUAGAAUUGAUGUAAAUUUUAUUUGAGUUGCCUGUUUGGCCACCGUGACCAACACGCAAAGUGUCUGAUCAAUAUAUUGAUCAGCGACAGCUUGAACACCAUGAUUCCCAACACCAAAUAUGCACUGUCAGGCCAGGGUGCAUUCCAUGUAUGUUACGCCGGAGAUCUCCGGCGUGGACUUGAAAAUGUGGUUGGUGUAUUGGCGUGAGUUACAUAUAAUUUGAUACGUUGGCGUUCAAAUUUUCCAGCCUUCUUUGGCUUCCUGGCGUGUAACAGCCUGUGUUGCAGACUUGUAGACUACACAGAGAUAGAGUCCGAGUGUAAAUAAGUGGCCAACUUUAUAUGCAACACCACUUGCAAGUUCGCAAUAACCUGCUCCGCUGCUCGCAGGCCAUAAGUUGUGUAAUUACUAUUGGGCGAAUACUUCAUGUAUGCUUUAACCUACUACCUUGGACAAAAUAAUACGCAUACAUGAAGUAGGAAAGUUUCCAAAAUCGUGCGAGAAGCCGAGAAUGGCGAUAAGUUGAGAUUCACUUAUUCAGAGAUGGAUAAAGUAAUAAAAGAAGAUUUAAAACGAUCUAUAAGCUCUAAGAAGAUCAGACGGGAGUCAAAAGGUAAACUUGCUGUUAAUUAUUGAAUAAAUAUGCAUAUUAAAUGCAUCAAUUAAAGAGUCAUUAUCAACCACAAUGGCAAUGCAUUUGUGCACAUCUUACCUUCGGAAAUGACAAAUAGCAACAAAUAACAAUUAUAAAUAUUUCUUUGGUGCAAUUUUAGUUAAAAAAUUUAAAAUGAGCAAGUAUAACUAUAGGAUGGUAGUAAUAUAUUAUGGAUUGAAAACCGGAACAUCUAGUAUUAUUCCGCCAUUAAAAUGGCCGCCAAGCAGGUUUGGGACUUUGGGUGCACAAUGCGUUGUGGUUGUCUGCUGGACAAUGACUCCAGGGCCGUGCCAAUCGGUUUCUGGUUGGGGGGGUAUUCCAAAAUGUGGGCCCCUUCCAUUCUAGGCCACCCCAAAAUUUUUCCGGAAAGCAAAAAUUUUUUCGGACAAUGUUUGAAUUAAUUAAAUAGUGCAUGUAUAAAAUUUUAUGCAGCAUUUAAUUGAAUUAUAAUCAAGAUCGCUGAUACUAUCCCUGGACCUAAACUCCAGAGGCAAGGGCAAGACCAGCUUAUAUAACUUUAUUAAUAUAUAAACUGGACCCCAUCCCGGGCAUGUUUGUUGCUUUCCUUCUUCCAUUCCAACAUGUAUGUAAAAAAGAGAAGAAUAACUAGAUUAGAAGAGUAUAUACAGUGUGAGUAAAAUUUCUUGAUUCCCAUUCUUCCAUUUUUGAACUUGUAAAUCCCCCUCAAAACAACAAAUAAUUUAAUAUUGUGUCCUCUUUUCAUGUAUGCUUUUAUAUCAUAUUUAAGAUGGAUAACAAUUGUCAUGUCUGUGACACAAUAGUUGGGCAAGCUCAUCAAUGUGCCAAGUGCCACAAGCAUGUCCAUUUAUUCAAGUGUGGAAAACCUAUUGGAGAGGAGGGCUAUGGACAAAAAGUGAUUUGUAACACAUGCAACACUGCUGAAGGUAUAUUUUCAUAAUUAUUUAAUGCAGGAAUAUAUAGAAUUAAUCUGCACUUAAUAUAGUGUAUUCUAAUUGUCACAUAAUUGUUUUUAAGUGAAGCUAAUACAUGUCAUUCCAGGAAAACCAAAACGUGAUCAGGUAAACUCCACCCAAAAGAGGCAGUUAGUUUGGGAUUGGAAAAAAGGAUCUCGUGCUGAAAAAGUGGAUAUUCCAGAGAAGAGGAAAAAAACAUUGGUGCAAAAAAAGACAAAAAUGCAGAUAAGUACAUCUGUCUUCAAUGUUUUGAGUUAUCCUUACAGGGGAAGCAAGAUGAAAAAUGUGCGAGCAUUUGCAGAAUUGAUCAAUCAAGCAUCAAACGCCACAAACAUCGAUGGCACACCUCACCUAAUCCAGAACUAUGCAAAUUUGUUCCUUCAACAGCACUAGAUGUGCAAGAAUUAAGAAAGAAAUAUAAAUUUACAGAAAGU